Messenger RNA from Morchella importuna, 1551 nucleotides. RefSeq lists its product as uncharacterized. The record is from RefSeq and is a predicted model, not a curated record. Gene Ontology annotation, molecular function: protein binding. NCBI's taxonomy places the organism in Eukaryota, Fungi, Ascomycota, Pezizomycetes, Pezizales, Morchellaceae. The coding region runs from base 1 to 1551 and encodes 516 amino acids. The transcript is spliced from 3 exons.
AUGCCCAUCGCAUCAGAACUCUCUGGUUCCCUCAAUGCCCUCUCACUAUCAAAUGCUCCGGUCCCCAUGAGUGACGAUGACGAGGAGCUGCUCCUAAUCGGGAGCAAGCUCCUGUCACUGACGAACGACCUUCUCGGGGCCGCCAACCUGCCGCCUCCAUCCACUGCCACUACCACAACAAGUCUCGCGGCAGACAUGGAGCAGCGAAGGUCAAUACUCGAAUUAACGCCGCCGCCCAGUCCUGUGGCGGUCGUGGGCAAGAAGAAGCUGGUAACGUUGCCCAUGGAGCUGAUUUGCCUGGCCCUGGACUUUGUCAAUCCGCGGGACCAGAAGACGUUCGCGGCGGCCAGUAAGGUGUGCCGGCAGUGGUAUUUUGCGGCGACCUCCCAUCUGUAUUGCUACCCCAAAAUCACCUCACAGAAUUACCUGAAAUUCGUGUCGACGAUUUCCCCCACCUCGACGGCGGUCAAGACUACCCCACUAUCAUCACUAAUCCGUCGCCUUGACCUCUCGCGCAUAGUACAUGAGGGAAAGCCCUCCUUCACUGCUCGCCUUCUACGGCGCACGCACACUUCACUCGAGGAGUUUGUUGCCCCUCAGGCGUCAUUUGGGUAUAUUUGCCUUGUGGCCCUCAGUCACUGCAAAAAGUUGCGGCUCCUGGACCUCUCUCUUGUCUCACAGAGCGUGAGCCUCGAUAGCUUGUUUAUCAACAUCCAAGACCUCCCGCAUCUUCUCACACUCAAGUUCCCCCGUUCAUCUAUCUUUGAUCGCGGUAAGGUGGAGUUCCGCUGGCCUGCACGAAUCGAAAAGUUCUCGCUAGCCGGCGGGAUCAGUAAUUCCUUCCUCAUUAACGCCACCAUUCCGCCAACGCUCAAGGAGCUGCAGAUAUCUCAUUGCCCAUUCGCCAAAAACGCCUCAAUACACAACCUGUUGAACAAGUUAAGUCAACAACUCACGUCCCUCAGCGUCGGAUACAAUAUCCCCUGUCUUCCCUACAACGCACUCGACAAGAUCCUUAUAAUGUGCCCAAAUCUCACAAAGUUGCUAGUCGCAGUGGAUUACAUCUCCUGCCACAUGUUUGAUGAAGACAACACUCCCGUAGGUCAUCCACUCCGACGACUUGACUUGGACUCGAGUGGCAACCUAGGGAUUGAGCAUAAAGUCUCCCCGGACGAAGUCUUUAUCGCAGUCGCAGAGGAACGACUAAGUGAGUUGAGAAUCGUGAGGGUUAGCAAGAAACUUGGGUGGUCGGUGAGGGCACAAAGCAAUAUGGAAGAUCUCGUAGAUCUCUUAGAGGCAAAGAGUGAGGAGAGGGGCGAGAAUGGUGCUGGAGUAGGCGUGUGGGAAUUCGAUAAUGCAGGGGAAGAAAGAGAGACUUUCAGGGGGUUCUUGGGGAAUAAUUAUGAUGCGCAAAUCCAUCACCUCCCAGUGGGUAUACAACUAUUUGCCAGUAUCCCGAUAAAUGAAGAGUGCUCCGAGUGUGACGGUGAGUGGGAGGAGGCUUGUAAAUCCUGUGGCGUAGACUGGGAGUGGGGAGAAGUUGGCGGAUGA